Messenger RNA from Pocillopora verrucosa, 3566 nucleotides. Lineage: Eukaryota; Metazoa; Cnidaria; Anthozoa; Scleractinia; Pocilloporidae. The record is from RefSeq and is a predicted model, not a curated record.
UUAGCUGAAGCUGAUCCAUUUCACACUAAAGUGCAGCCAGUUAAUCAGCCAUCGUUGGACGAGGCAAAUCCGUGCGUUACUUCCACAGUCUUCCUUUCUGGGCUUCGUGGUGGUCAUGGGGCUCAUACAACUGAGGAUUGUACUCUCGUAUGCAGUCAUCCUUCACCUGUUACAAAUAAUGGCUCCUCUCUGAGAUCAAUGGGAACACAUCCAGCACCCUUGCCAGCACCCUUGCCAGCACCCUUGCCAGCACCCGCAGGACAGCAAACGGGGCCCACUCAAGUCGCUUCAUCUUCCCGAUUCCAACUUGAUCCAGCUAUUGAACCGGAACCUGCGCGAUAUGUUAACUUUCUAUUUUACGAGGGUUACUCGGUGGAAAUAUUGGGUGGAAAACACUUUAAGACUCGUGAUGGAGAGUUUGUGGAAGUGAAGAGUGGAACACAGUAUAAAAUACUCGUCAAAAAUUCACGCACUUAUGGUUGUCAUUUGGACAUAUCUAUUGAUGGUUACGAUAUUGGUGGAUGGGCUCUCCACGGAGGAGAGGAGAUGUCAAUCGAAAGAUCAGCUUAUGAGGCCAAGAAGUUCACCUUCUACCGAGUGAAAACUGCACCAAAAGAAGCAGGCAUUGAAUCUGGCCGGCCUGAAAAUGGUCUUGUGAAGUGCGUGUUCACACCUGAAGCUUUCCUUAACAUUCCAGUGAUCACCUCUGAUUCUUCUCAGCCAUUGAAUGUGAGCAUACCUCCAUCGGCGACAGUUGGUGAGUUAAAACAUGAGGUGCAGAGCCAAAUGGAAGUACGGAAUGACCCGGAUCAAGUUCUAGCUCUAGACGACAAGGUGCUCCCAAAUGAUUCUCUCGUAAAUCGUGUUCUCAGGACACCGGGAAAUCUGAGACUUAUUGAUGCAGAAAUGACAAUUUCAGUGACAGUCGAGGCAUCCUCCAAAGUAUCUUAUCCAAAAACCUUUCCAAUAAAGGUACAUCCGGGCAGGUCAAAGGUCCAUGACCUCAUGGAACAGAUAGAGAGACGGCUCAACGUUCCGGUCAGUGACCAAAAGCUUUACUUUGGAAAAACUCUCCUGUCCGGAACACCAAGUGAGUGCCUCCCUGAUAAACUCAUCUGCAGUCCACGACCGGCUGUAGCCGUCAUCCUCCCGGAGUAUAUUCAUAUAACUGUGGAAGAACAGAAUGGUGACUCGCAUGCCUUGAAGAUAGACAAAGAGAAGAACUUGAAGGCUGUCAUGGAAGAAAUUCCUUCGUGUUGUAACCUGCAAGAAAAUACACAGGUCAUAUUUUAUUUCAAUGAAAAAAAACUCUGUCCUUUUAAAAAUAAAGGGAACUUAGACAACCUGGGUAUUUGUUCUGGAUCAAGGCUCGAGUUGAAAAUGAAGAUUCUUUCCAUCGAAGUUGAAGCUUGUUUCUCAGGUGGUUCUCCACCCGUCCGCGUGAGAUGUAGUCCUCAAGAUACUUUCCACGAUUUGAUGGAAAAGAUUGGGGUGAAGAACGAUAAGAAAAAAUGGAGGUUUACAUUUGCAAUGGACACAAGAAUUUUUGAUCCAGAUGAAGACAAGAGUCCGUUACAAGAUUACGGAGUUACGCACGGCUGUACCCUUCACGUGACGAAACAUCUGGCCGCUGAUACUUCCAUCAUGCCUCACGAAACGGCUAAGUGUAACGGAGGUGGUCUUUCUGAUGUCCCUGGGGAUAGAGAAGGGAAGAAAUCAUUUUUCCGCAAUGUAAAAGAAAAGCUUUUCGGCAAGCCACUUGAAGAGUGCACGAGCGGUUUAACCCAUUUAGGCGAGUUACCGAUGGAUAUGCCAGAGGAACCUGAUAGAAAGAAAGACUUUCCUUUUUUCCUUGAUAAGGGAGAAAUGGGAGGUUUCUUUGGAGGUGAGUUACCGAUGGAUAUGCCAGAGGAAUCUGAUUUGGUUGGUUUCAAGGAAGACGAAGGUUACAAGGCCAAUCGUGUCAACGUCGUUGAAUCGGAUCCAGAAUGGAGAUCAGGUGGAACAACAUUACAAGGCCAAAGCACACAACAGUUUAUCCCGGCUGAACCAAUCACAGUGGAUCCUUCAAAGAAGAUUGAGUUGGUUCUCAGGCUUGUGGCAAGAGAGGGAGAAGAAGGUCUCAAAUUCCCUGAAGGCAAGUGCACUCCGUUGUCAACUCUGAUUCCGCCAGCUGUCCAAGAGUAGAGCAUAGACUGGGUCGGUGUCUAUGCAAUGAUUGACUGUUAGAUAGCUUUAGAUAGAGUAACCUACAGAGUGACUACUGGAUUCACUUUGACGAAAUUAUGUCUAAACUGGAUAGUUGUGAAAAUAAACCACAUCGCGCUGAUUUUGUACGACCACCUGGUUAAGGACCGUUGAAAAUAAGUUGCAUGACUUAAGCUAGUCAUGGUCAAAAACAAACAAACAAACAGUGGAAAAGUUUGAAGCAUGUUUCUGCUAUUUUUUCUCUCUGACUCUCUGGUGUGGUUAUUUUAUUUUGUUAUCUGAAAAUAGUCAAAUCAGAGGAACGUGGAAGGAUUUCAUCAGUGUGCCUUUCGCUUUACAUGAAUGUUCAUCUAGUAAUUUUCCUAGAAAUGUGAUCGAAGAAAUGACUCGAAAAACUGAUGUAAAAAUAGCUCUCUUAUGGGCACAUUGGCAAAAUAGUCCUUAUAAUGAACGAGCCAGUUAGAAUACUAUAUAAGCGCCCUAUAGCUAUGGAUCACAGCGAAGAGGCACGCCGCGCGCUUAACUUCCAAUGUAUCAUCAGUGAUGUGAGGUUUGUGUUUUUCGAGAACAGCAUAGAGUAAAUUGAAACUGAGAAAUUUUGUUCGUUAUGUAUUGUACAGUAACUCUGUUAUAAACUGUAACAGUUGGGAAGCACUUUGUUGCUUUAUUACAUCAUUCCUAAAUCGGUGGAAUGAAGGUAAUCUUGGAUAAUUUUGUUUUAAAUCGAUUUACAUGAUGUACUCGUUGUACCAAAAGUUCUCUUUUUAAUAUUUUUUUAAAUUUAUUGACUCUCUGAAUAUUUGCAAAGUAAUGAAAAUCAGAUCAAGAGGAUCUUCGUGUACUGUUUGUAUGUGACCUGAGUAAUUUCCUUUUCAACUAAAGAAAAGUGCCAGUGUUUAAAAAACUGCUAUACAAGGUUGAAUGUGUUCGACAAAGUUGAUAUAAAUCUAUAAUCGUGCGAUCGUACCGAGCCGCCAUAUUUGUUUUGCUAGUCGACAUUUUCAAAGCUCGCGCCACAUUUGCGUCCAGAUCUCGCGCGGUCAAAAAACCCGAUUCGUCACCGGCGAUGAGGGACCAACAACCUGUAGUACAGCUAUGUCAACCACAUGGAUACUGCGAAGAUAGUUAAUUAAUUAAUUAAUCAAUUAAUAAAACAAAGGAGAACGAAAAAGAAAAAUGAAAGAUGGUGUACUAAAUUAAAGGAAUUAAAGAAAGGUGAGGUAGGUUAUGAAGUCGGGUUGCUAAAUUUAAUGGGGUAAAGAUAAACUCUAAAACCUUUUGUACAACUUAGUCUAAAUAUGUAGGUUAACUAUGUCUUGAAUGUAUUAAAUAUACUUUUAAUGGGUUAGUAUUAGUUG